AAUUGACAUGGAGACAAGUGUUAGAAAAGGGGCCUCAAGGCGAAAUAAAAUUUAUGUAUGCUGACUCCGAAGUUAUAACAGUGAGUGGAAACGGCCCAUUCAUUGUGCGAGGAUGGAACUUGGCUAACGGCUAUUCUCAUUUCGAGUGGAUAUCCUUCAACGAUGCAGAUGAACCGCAUGAGGACGUGUUAUGGACGUAUCAUCAUGGCAAACUGUACAAGGUUGUAAUGCUCGACUCACAACAGGUCGCUCGAAUCAUCUCAUAUAAUGUACGAUCUGGUGGACAGUUGGCUGCAUACACUAUCAACAUUCCUGGAUUCUCGAGGAAAUGCAAAGCGAUUGGCAUAAAUCUGGUAUGUCUGUCAGACAACGGAGAGCUGAAAGGCGUGACUGUCAUAAAUUCGCAGUUCUUCAACCUAGAUGUGAGCGCCGAGACCAAGGGGGCCAGCUGCAAGCUGCUUGACGUGGACAGCUCUGCCGAUUUGCCCGUGCUUGCCAUCGGCUGCAAACUGACCAAACUGCUAGUCGCCAUCAAGGACAACACCUUCAAAGCACUGUCAGAAACCGUUCCGAUAUCGGCUGGAGUGUCGGUCACCCAGCACGUUAGUGGAACUCAUCUCGUAGUUCUGUCCAAACAGGUUGAUGGGGUGAUCAAAGUGAGUGGAAAAGUUCUAGAAACAGAUCAGCCAGUCGAUGAUAUUCUGUCGAGUUUCGAAUCUACGUCGCCGCUAUCUGAUGUUGAGUCAUCCAACACAUUGUGCACCCUCAGGCGGGAUAGGAGUGUGUCAUGUCAAAUGCUGCUAUCAACUGUUGAUCACUCUAUACUACUCGCACAGACUUCAAGUAAGAUUUUAUGGUCGAGAGAAGAGGCAUUGGCGAACAUAAUUUCUGUUGAACUGGUUGAUUUGCCAGUUUCCGAUAUUGAAGCUGCCAUUGAAAAAGAAUUCGACAAUAAAGAAGCUCCUGUGGAUAUAGGGGUUCCAAGUGGCUUUGUAGGUAUGUUCGUUCGCCGCCUGAUGAGUCAGCUGUUGCAGUUGAAGUCGCUGCUGAUGUCUGUCGUGUCGUUGGGAGAGGCGGUCGAAAAAGACGGACUCGACGUCGAUCUAGUGCGCGAUGAAUUCGGCCUGCACAAACUGAUUGUUGCUGUUACGUCUGUCGGAAAGCUUUUCGGAAUUGACAAUAUAUCAGGAAAUAUUGUUUGGCAAAAAUACCUUGGUGAAAUGGAAACAUACUCGAGCAUUGAGAAGCCAGUUGUCUCAUUCUAUGUUCAACGCACCUCCCGGCAUCUGCCCCACCCUGCACAGUGUUUCAUCUUAGGCAAACAUAAGGAUUCUGAUGAAAGUAUGGUCUAUACUUUCAAUCCUAUUAAUGGCCAGCCUAUUGGCGAUGGUUUGCACAGGUUGGGCUACCGAGCUGUGCAGAGCCUUCUGUUGCAUUUCGUUGACGAGCAAUUCCUGAAAGGAGUGGUGCUUCUAGAUAGCAAGGGAGGUUUACACGUGCUGCCUCAGUCGCAGACCGGCCUAGUGGCAGAGCACGCCAAGUCCAUAUUCUUCUUCACUGCCAACUCGCAAAGUGGUCUGCUUGUUGGCUACACGCUAGCUCACACCACCUCGCAGAAACUAGUUGCUUCAGAAGUAUGGCGCAUCCAACUGUCCCACAAGAUAACAGGACUGAUGAGCAAGAGUCCAUUGGAGAAAGUGCACUCUCAGGGCAGAGUUCUCGGUGACAGGAGUGUACUCUACAAGUACAUCAAUCCCAAUCUGGUGGCUGUUAUGACGCAAGCAGAAGACCCCAUUCAUAAAAAUGUACUGAGCAUUUACCUGAUAGAUGUAGUGAGUGGAUCGAUUGUGUUCUCGAUAGUGCAUAAGCGAGCCACUGAACCGAUCCAUCUGGUGCACUCUGAGAAUUGGAUCGUCUACACUUAUUUCAGCGAUAAGAGCCGUCGCACUGAGAUCGGAGCGUUGGAGCUCUACGAAGGAAAAACUCAGAGCAAUACUACUGCUUUCUCGUCCGUGUCUGCGUCUGAUAACCCGAUUGUUGAGCGGCAAGCUUUCAUCUUGCCAGCCGGCAUAGAAGCCAUGAAAGAGACUAUCACAGAAAAAGGCAUCACCAGCAAGCAUAUUUUAGUCGGCUUGAACAGCGGUGGAAUCCUCGAAAUACCGUGGAUGUUCUUGGACCCGAGACGACCUCUAGGUGACAUCAGAGAGGAGGGUGUUAUCCCUUACAUGCCCGAGCUGCCAUUACCUGCUGAAUCUAUUAUCAACUACAACCAGACUCUGCACAGGGUACGCGCAAUCCACACAGCUCCUAGCGGACUUGAGUCAACCUGUUUGGUCUUUAUUUAUGGACUAGAUCUGUUCUACACUAGAGUGGCACCUUCUAAAACCUUUGAUGUGCUAAAAGAAGACUUCGACUAUCUGCUGAUUACUGCAGUGCUGGUGGGACUCAGUGUGGCAGCUUACGCUACAAAACGACUGGCUCAAAGAAAAGCCUUGAAACAGGCUUGGAAAUGAACACAAUCGUUCAUUAAAUUUUCUAGUGACAUCAACAUACUCUCAAUGAAUAGAAUCGUCUAUUCAUUCAUUGACAAGGACUGUAUUUGUGGAACUUUUUAAGGAAAACACGUAGAUAUGGGUUGAAUACUGUUUCCCAAAUAUGAACUCAACGAAUUUAUCCUAGUAAUUGAGUAGGUAGGUGUCAUCAUCCUUUUUCAUCUCAUAUUACUAUCAUAAUCAUAAUAAUUCAUUAUUCCAUUCACAAACAGAUUUAUAUUAUGUAUUGCAUUUAUUAUUAGUGUAUAACACUUCAAGCAUAGCCACCUUUAAUACAUUUUAGAGGUGGCUAUGUAUUAGAGGUGGCUAUGCUUCAAGUCAUUGAUGUAUUCUGCACAUAUUAAAAAUUAUCGUUGCUCUGGUUUUAAUACAUUAUAAAUUACAAGUUAGUCUCACGCCUAUUUUAAUCUCACAUUGGUUGUUGAAAUGCUUUAAAUCUAAAGCUGCGUUUAC
Molecule: messenger RNA, 3005 nt
Organism: Nilaparvata lugens (brown planthopper)
Lineage: Eukaryota; Metazoa; Arthropoda; Insecta; Hemiptera; Delphacidae
Gene: EMC1
Product: ER membrane protein complex subunit 1
Exons: 15
Coding region: 54-2513 (819 amino acids)
Biological process (GO): protein folding in endoplasmic reticulum
Cellular component (GO): EMC complex
Source: RefSeq, a predicted model, not a curated record